This is a messenger RNA of Mya arenaria, 3441 nucleotides long. RefSeq lists its product as uncharacterized. The transcript has 5 exons. Bases 1691 to 2290 code for a protein of 199 amino acids. The record is from RefSeq and is a predicted model, not a curated record. NCBI's taxonomy places the organism in Eukaryota, Metazoa, Mollusca, Bivalvia, Myida, Myidae.
CAGCAAGUUUUCCCAAAAGCUUCUUGACAGUGUGUGAAACGGUAACAUAACUUGCAAGCUGUCGGAAAAUCCUUUCUGUGCCUUUUUAACUGGACAAACAUUUCGCGCCUUUUUAAACUUUGAAAUUCAGCUGAGACAGCGACAUGAUUAUUGCUUUUUUUUUUUACCUGGUUUGAAAUCAUAUGAAAAUAUUUAUUUUCUGCCUCAUACUAGCUCGAAUUGACAAUCCUUGGAUUGUUCUAAGGAAUUAUUGUAUUUGCCGAUAUCAGAAUAUGUGUUGUCUGGACCCUUUAACAUAUUUAUAUUUUUAAAUAUAAUUAUUAUAGGUUUUAUUAAGUCGUAGUGCAUAGCACAACUCAAGGAGUGUAAUCAGGAAGUUUUACCAAUUCUUAAAUGUCAUUAAGCAAUGAAAGAUCAAUCAAUUAGUAAUCAAUCCACAUCGCUAACACAUUUCAAUGAACAUUUCAUACUAACAUGUUUUGUCUGUUUUCCAAAGUCUUGUCAGAGCUUAUCUAGAUUGUUCAUAUUUGAGUUAACGUCACGAAGCUUAAUUAUAUCGUGUAUGAAAUAAAAUAUACUUUUGUUAAACGGUCAUACAAUACAACCGUUUUUUUUUCAUUUUCUAGGUGCAAAUGUCACAGUUGUUAGUGUACGGAGCUCGCACGGCUACAACCCACCACGAAACGGUUAUAACCAGUAUCCCACUCCCCCUAUAAGAGGCAAGGCCGCAUGCCAGAAUGUUCCUUCCUCGCCAAACAACGAGCCCACCACAUACAAUAAGCUAAGAAGCCAAGCAAACGCCAUCGGUGAGGUCGAAUUACCCAAAGUAAAACUAUCGAAUUAACAACAACUGAAUGAGGAGAUACAAUAAAUGCUGCAAAUGUGGCGGAGAGUACACGGCGAAAAAGAAGCUACUGCUACUGCUACUGCUACUGCUACUGCUACUACUACUACUACUACUACUACUGCUGCUGCUGCUGCUACUUCUACUACUACUACUAAUACAACUACUACUACUACUACUACAAUGAUGGUUCUUUUACGUCAAAAAUCUCCUUUCCCUUGAAUUUUGGUGGGAAAGCGCACGUCUGUAAGAAGAUAAACAAAUAUACAUAUAUAAAUACAGUAGACCUAUUAACUAUGAACAUUCGCCUUUCCAUGAUGCGGGAGAUUAUCUGCUAUGUCCAAUCUUAUCGUUAUAACAACAGAAAUAAAAAAAAAUAACAAAGAUUCAGACUGAGUAAUUAUGUUAUCAUGUUAAUUUAUUGAAUAGAAACUACAAAGCAACAUAGGUCCUGCCUCUCCUCACAUAUAUGAUUAGAAAUUACAAUUGUUCCUUAACACUUUUUAUUAUAAAGAUUCGUCCUAAGUACUCAAAAAUGGCUUAACCCUCUACAGCGAGUCCCUCAUUUUACUGACCUUUACAUGACGAUAACCUCAACUUAGUGUCUCUACCUGAUUGUCUCUUGGGCUAUGAGUAACGUGUCUUUAAAUUCAUAAAUGUUAGCUUAUUCCUAUAGUUGAAGCCAUGACUUGAAUGACGAUUGUCAAAUCUAUACUCAAUACGUUUACAGAUCGAUACACUGAACAUUUAAAAACAAGUCCAUCUUGUAUUACCUUAACAAAGCCAUCAUGUAGGUUUCGGAGUAAACUUCUAUAGUAAGUGGAAAUAAGUACAAGAAAACUGAAAAUGAUAAAAUAUUUGACGUUUUUGACAGUGAUCUUUGGAGUGUUCGGAGAUCAGGAAAUUUGCAGUGGUUCCGAUAAAUACUGUGCGGAAGGUGAUUAUUGCUGCGGAGUCAAGUGCUGCACCCCUCUAGCAAUUCCGGCAAUUACCGGGAUAGUGAUUGCGUGCAUUGUCUUCCUAUGCACAGCUGUCGCCUGUAUCUGUUUCUUGGUGCAGCUAAAUAAGAGGAAACCAGGCAGGACGAUACAACCUCGCCAGGGUGCAAAUGUAGCAGUUGUUGGUGUACAUAGCACGUCCAGCUACUACCCACCACAAAACGGUUACAACCAGUACCCACCUCCUCUGACUUACAACCAGGCUGGUAGCCAGUAUCCACCUCCUCCGGCAUACAAUCAGGCCGACAGUCAGUAUCCACCUCCUCCGGCAUACAAUCAGGCCGGCAGUCAGUAUCCACCUCCCCCGGCAUACAACCAGUUCGCCGCCUUAAAUGCGCCAAGCAGUCAACCCCCGGCCUUCGGUCAGGCAACGCCCGGAUUUAGCCAAACUGCAUACCCGCCACCGCCGUCGUUUAACUCUGUACCAACAAACAACCAUGAGAAAUAAUAUCGAUGGUUGGGUUUGGCAUUUUUUAAAGAUUCUAACAAACUUGUAUAUAUGAUGAAACCGUUUUUUAAACAAUAAAAAACAUUUCAUUUCAUGAAGUGUCCGCUUAUAUAAACCCUAUAAGAACUGUUUUCAAAAUCGAGUUCUUUAAUCUAUGAACUGUUAUGUGUGUAUAAGGAAAAUCUGUAAGAUGUACGAAAUGCUUUAACAGUAUUAGUUAUUGACAUAUAAAUAUAGUGCCUGUAGUUAUAAAUUUAAGAAUAGCAAUUUUCUAGCUAUUUCUCUUUGUUUUUAGCAUAAACAUGUAGUUCAUGUUUGAGCAUUUCUUUUUGUUUUGUUUUAUUGCAUGUUGUAAUUGUAUGUUCUUUAGUUCACUUGUUAUGGUAACUAUAGUUCUACCAGAUACAGACAGUAUGCAUGUGUAUAAACGUUGAUUGACUUAAUAAUCAUGUUUUGUGCAAUUAUAGUUUGCAUUAGGGUAUCGUCUAGAAAAAAUGUUGUUCAUGGGCACAAGGUCUAAAUGUUGAUAGCAGUUAUUAGCUUUUGCUAAGGUCUGAUUAAUGUUCAAGCAAUUUCAACCAUUGGAGCAUUGCUUCUGUUUAGAAAGGAAGGUACUAGCGACUGCGAAGCAAGUGUCAUCCUUCAUACGGCCGUUUAACACAGUUAGUGCAACCAUCACAGAGGGUUAGAGUCGCUUCGAAAAUUGAGGGGAAGGCCCCGAGACGCUCUGGGCUUUGGCAUCGAAACAACGAUGGAUUGCAAUUGAAAAAAGUUGUCUUUGUCUUCUUCAAGAGUUUUGAAAUCUCCACUAAGUCAUGUUUGCAUCAGUAUUGUUAUAAAAGUAGUGUUAUUGUUAUAGUUUAUCUAAAUCAUUUAAGAUGUCCUAUUGAUUUGUCAAGGUCACUCACGUACAUUUGUAUAUAUCAAUUACAUUUUUUCUAUUGGAUUCGCGUAAAUUCGUUUGUAAAGUGGUUUCUAUACAUCUUUGUCACAGUACCUAAAACAUGUUCCUUAUCUGGACCAAAAUCCCUGUCCACGAUAAAUGAUAAAUUGUGUUUAAAUCAUGAUUUUAAAUAUGAUAAAACACAUUUUGUAUGCAUUAUAUUAUUUAUUUUUAUGAAUAUAAGUACUUGUUAUAUUGUUUUGAAGUU